AUGUCCCUGGAUGAGGGCCUGUGGAGAGGCCUUCAGGAAUGGGAAGGCAUCAGCAAUUACGAACGCAUGAGCUACUUUGAGAUGGCGGCCAAGUUCAUGGAAUUUGAGGCUACAGAGGAGAUGGAGAAUUCAAAGUUGCAGGGGAUAAUGAAUAUCCAAUGCCAGCCUCCUGCAGUUCCAUCGAAACCAGAUUCUCCAAAGCACUCAUUCCCUGACAUUCCCCUGCAGCCAGAAGGCAACUCAAGCAAGACUGGCCUCAAGGCAGUGUCUACCCAACCAUCAGCACCCACAGGCCAGAAGCCACCAGAGACCAAGGCACCUGAAGAGAUCCCACCUGAAGCCGUGGAGGAGUAUAUGGCCAUCAUGGACUGGCUGGAGGGCCUUCCAGAACUCUCCACUCACAAGUCUCAGGGAAUAUACAAAGAGGAGGGAAUGGAGCAACAGCAGAAUGCUGAUGACAUCUGCUCAGACCCAGAGCUCCUGAGCCUCAUUGACCAGCUCUGCUCCCAGGAGGAUUUCAUAUCAAAUGUGGAGGCCAUCAUUCAUCCCACAUUCCUGCAAGAAUUGCUUUCCUCCAAACCACAGCUGGAUCUCGUGGCCCUAAUUGAGGAGCUGGAAAAAGAAGAAGGACUCACCCCUGACCAGAUAGUGGAGAAACGUCUUGGGGCACCUCGAGUAGCCUCAGGUGCGUCUGAGUUUGCCAUGUGCCAAAGUGCAGCUAGAAAUGACCAGAGCCACCAACAAGUAGUCAGUGGAGAUACCAGCACUCUGCAAAUCAUUUCCAGUGAUGAUCAGAGCCAUGGUGGCACCAGUACAGAGCAGCUGAUGUCUGAUGCUGCUGUUCUCCUCCAGGGGGGUCAAGGGUCUCCUUCAGUGGGAGCCACCCUGCCCACUGCUUCUCCCCAUGGACAUGGAUCCCAUCCCCAGAAUCUGGGGUCUGGAGAUGCAGUGAAUCCCAUGGGAAAGUCUCCCGCUGGGACUCCCUGCAAGCUAGUAGGGAACAGGAGGGUGGACAAGGAAGGUGUCCCCAGCCUGACUUCCUUGUUGGGCUCUGAGUACAGUCUCCUACCCUGGGGAACAUCACAGAGCCCCAGAGCCUCCACCACUGUCCUCUGCUCUGGACACCAAGCCCUCAGGCCUUCGUUGCCCAAGAGAAGAUGCCAAAGCAUGGGUCCUCCUCCACUUGCCAAGUCCAAGAAAAGGGCUUCCAUUGGAGCCUCAUGCAUCCUGGUAAAGAAAUCCCGCCCAGGACCUUGCCUUGAGGGCUCUGCAAAGCAGGACUUGGCUUUAGGGCAGAUUCAGCCCUCAUUGCCUCAGAAGAGAAAGUGUGAGGCAUUGGAAGGUCAGAGGAAGAGGAAGAAGAAAAAGCAUUGA
Molecule: messenger RNA, 1374 nt
Organism: Perognathus longimembris pacificus (Pacific pocket mouse)
Lineage: Eukaryota; Metazoa; Chordata; Mammalia; Rodentia; Heteromyidae
Product: NUT family member 2G-like
Exons: 5
Coding region: 1-1374 (457 amino acids)
Source: RefSeq, a predicted model, not a curated record